AUGUCGGCCCUUCGGAAGCUGGUCGCCUCCAAAACCCUGGAUGGUCACACCGGCUGGAUCUGGGACGUCUCGCCGUCGCGCAAUGGCGAACUCGCCUCCGUCUCCAACGACAUGACCAUUCGUCUCUGGAACACCAAGACCGGUCUCCAACGCGGUCCGGCCAAGGAUAACGGCCACUCAAACUGGGUCCGUGCCGUGCGCUUCUCCCCUAGUGGCCGCCUCCUGGCGACGGCGUCUGACGAUAUGACCGUUCGCAUCAGGGAUGCCAUCACUGGAUUCACCUACCGCACCCUGCAGGGCCACACCGGCAAGGUGCGUGUGGUCGAAUUCUCCCCCGAUGGGACCACGCUCGCAUCGGCCUCGGAUGACUUUUCCGUGCGACUCUGGAACGCCGGGGAAGGCUCGCUUCUCUCGGCUCUGGAGGGCCAUUCUGGUUGGGUCCGCGCCGUGGCUUUUGCGCCGGACGGGCAGACGCUCGCGUCAAGCUCGGAUGACUACUCCAUUCGCCUGUGGGAGACGGCCACCGGCAGGCUGAUCCACGCUCUACAGGGUCACGACGCGUCCGUCCAGGCGGUCUGCUUCUCUCCGGAUGGCAGGCUCCUCGUGUCGGGCGCUCGGGACAAGACCCUGCGCAUCUGGGACACGACGUCGGGGGAAUUGCGGGCGGUUCUCGAGGGUCAUUCGGGUCCCUUGCGCUUGAUCACAUUUUCUGCUGACGGCCGCCUGAUUGCUACCGCGGCGGAUGACUUGACCAUCCGUCUCUGGGCGGUACAGUCAGAGCCUCUGGAAAUCUCUCGUGUGGGCGUUGUCACUGGCUAUUCAGGUUGGGUUCGGGCCAUCAAAUUGGAAAAUGAUGGCAGCAUGGUGGUCUACACUUCCGAUGACAUGACUAUCAAGAUUUGGGAGUCGGCAUGA
Penicillium olsonii is the source of this 915-nucleotide messenger RNA. The record is from the annotation of a GenBank genome assembly. Lineage: Eukaryota; Fungi; Ascomycota; Eurotiomycetes; Eurotiales; Aspergillaceae.